Molecule: messenger RNA, 1163 nt
Organism: Neurospora crassa OR74A
Lineage: Eukaryota; Fungi; Ascomycota; Sordariomycetes; Sordariales; Sordariaceae
Product: vesicle-associated membrane protein 712
Exons: 2
Coding region: 199-927 (242 amino acids)
Biological process (GO): vesicle-mediated transport
Cellular component (GO): membrane
Source: RefSeq, a predicted model, not a curated record
CGCAUCUUGCGAAUCUCGGGUCUCGAUUACUUCAGCAUCGAUCAUACAUCAUUCGAUCACCACGAGCCGCGAUCCGCCAUCUUGAGACUUGGACGCUGAGCCAUUCAACCCUCUUCCACACUUACUUCACACCCGCAGCCUGGUGAUUCCGACCCAAGGAAAUCUCGCUAUACCUCUUUGCGCGCAUCAAAAAAAAAAAUGGCUUCAUCAUCGAGUUCAGCAACUCCUCUCCUCUACUCCUGCAUCGCCCACAAUACCACCAUCCUAGCCGAGUGCACCACCUCCGCCUCGUCCCAGACCUCCUCCCUCGCCUCGCUGAUUCUCCCCAAGAUUGACCACUCGACUCCUCAAAAGCUCACCUACACCCAUGGCUCCUACCACAUCCACUACAUGUCCGAGUCGCCCUCGGACUGGACGUCGCAGCCCUCUGCCUCCUCCGCGGGGGGGCUCACCUUCUUGGUCGUAGCCGACUCCUCCCUAGGGCGCCGCAUCCCCUUCGGUUUCUUGGUGGAAGUCCGCAAGCGCUUUCUAGCCCAAUACCCGCCUGGGCCGACCAACGAUUUCUCGGACAUGCCCAACUACGGCACGGCCUCGUUCAACUCGGAGCUCAAGACGCUCAUGGUCGACUACGGCACCACGGGCCAGGGACAAAACGAUGCAAUCACCAAUGCUAAGCGCGAGAUUGAGGAUGUGAAGGGCAUCAUGACUAGGAACAUUGAGGGUCUGCUGGAGAGAGGCGAGAGGAUUGAUCUGUUGGUGGAUAAGACGGAUAGGUUGGGCGGCAGCGCGCGCGAGUUCCGGGUUAGGAGCAGGGGGCUCAAGCGCAAGAUGUGGUGGAAGAACGUGAAGCUGAUGGCGCUGUUGGCGCUGGUGGUGGUGUUGAUUGUGCUGUCGAUCGUGAUUGCGGUGAAGAACAGCUUGCCAUGAAGGAUUGGGUUGGGAGACCUAUUUAUGGGUGUCCGGUUGCCUGAGUGGACUUGGAUUUAAUGAGUGACGGGUUACGAAAAUACGGGGUCUCAUGUCGUUAUGGCUUUUUGCUGUUGUUGUUGUUACUUUGAUUUUGGCGUUUUCCGCAUUCUGUUCCUUUGCUAAUGUUUGCUCCGGUUAUAAUAUGUAGAGCCUGUAUCAUCGCUUUGUUAUCUAUCAGAUGCUCUUUCCUCUUC